AUGGCUACCAAAUUAUUAGCCUUCACGUUAACAUCUCCACGUCCAUUCACUGCCUCUCCAACAUUCUCUUCCUUAUCAUCAUCCACUUCUGCUUCUACACUCCAUCAUCCUAUUCGCCACUCUUGCCUUCGCCGCCGCCUAUUCGACUUUUCCCCCAAAGCCGCUUCCGAUCAACAGGAAGACGCUGUUGUUGAUAGUAAAAUCUUACAAUACUGCAGCAUAGACCAAAAAGAAAAGAAAUCAAUCGGUGAACUUGAACAAGAAUUUCUUCAAGCACUUCAAGCAUUCUACUAUGAGGGAAAGGCUAUUAUGUCGAACGAAGAAUUCGAUAAUCUCAAAGAAGAACUCAUGUGGGAAGGAAGCAGCGUUGUAAUGCUAAGUUCUUCUGAGCAGAAAUUUCUGGAAGCAUCUAUUGCUUAUGUGACUGGAAAACCAAUCUUGACUGAUAAAGAGUUUGAUGAAUUAAAACUCAAGCUAAAGAUGGAAGGGAGUGAAAUUGUGGCUGAAGGUCCCCGGUGCAGUCUUCGUAGUAGAAAGGUUUAUAGUGACCUUACUGUGGACUAUUUCAAGGCAUUGUUACUGAAAGUUCCAGCAACUGUGGUUGCAUUAGGAUUGUUCUUCUUUCUUGAUGAUGUAACUGGAUUUGAGAUCAAUUAUCUGAUAGCGAUUCCAGAACCUUUCAGUUUCAUUUUGACUUGGUUUGCUGCAGUUCCUUUCAUUCUGUGGUUAGCACAGUCAAUUACAAAUGCAAUCAUAAAAGAUUUCUUGAUUUUAAAGGGUCCAUGUCCUAAUUGUGGUACUGAAAACACGUCAUUCUUUGGGACAAUAUUGUCAAUUUCAAGUGGUGAUUCUACCAACAAAGUCAAAUGUGAGAAUUGUGCAACUGUGAUGGUAUAUGAUUCAACUACAAGAUUGAUAACAUUGCCAGAAGGAAGCUAG
This is a messenger RNA of Lathyrus sativus (Indian pea), 939 nucleotides long. The record is from the annotation of a GenBank genome assembly. Lineage: Eukaryota; Viridiplantae; Streptophyta; Magnoliopsida; Fabales; Fabaceae.